Molecule: messenger RNA, 1722 nt
Organism: Neospora caninum
Lineage: Eukaryota; Apicomplexa; Conoidasida; Eucoccidiorida; Sarcocystidae
Exons: 4
Coding region: 1-1722 (573 amino acids)
Source: RefSeq, a predicted model, not a curated record
AUGGAGACACGAACAAGGGACGAUGACGCCGUUCCUGCCCAGAUGCUUGCGGGGUCACAUACUGUGACGCCCGAACUCGUUUUCGUGGCGGAGCCUGACGACAUGAACCCGUUGGACGGAGGAAGAGGACGCGGAGGCGUUCUGCAUCUGAAUUCGGGGGACAGCCCAAGAUCGCAGGAGCGCGUGGCCCCGGGUCGCCUCCUCGUGUCAUCGAAGCGCGAGGAGUUGCCUGUCCCGAUUACGUCUAGUGCUCAGCCACAAGAAGGAACGGAUGCCUCGGGAGAUGAAUCAGCAUGGAGCGACGCGAGCAGCGAUGCCGAGCCCGUCAGCCUGAUGACGCCGACUCGGGACUGGAAGCCGAAAGGGGUCGGAAUGAAAUUGAGCGUGUCAAGAUGCCGCGUCUCGCAAGAAGGCUCACUUCUGAAAGCACGAGGCACAGGCAUUCUGCUCAGUCAGCUGGAAGCUGAAGGAAGGAACGGGGCGUACGAGUCUGUAGGGUUCGAGACACGCAAUCAUGAGCAACUGGGCACGGGACCGCCUGCUCAUACACCGGAGAAGGCCGGCGAAGCGGUGGGAAUCCCGGCAGCAGCCUGGGAUCGCCCGCGUACGGCCUCGUCUGGGAAAAAGCUUCAGAAUUUGGCAGCGCGAACAACAGCGAGCCGGCUGGCAAGAAGGCGAGGAGUGCCCGGGACGAAGAAAACAGUUGCGGCGAAGCGUCUUUUCGACGACAAUGAAGAAGGCGGACAGCGCACACUCAGACAAACCCGAGGAGCAGUGUCCCGCGCCGCGGGAGCUAGUGCCUUCAAGAAUCGAAGAGGAAGGCGACGCGUGGCAGAAGGAGCGGCCAUCUUCAUGGAUUCGGAGAAAGAGUAUUCCUGGAUGCGUCAGGCGUACUUGAAACACAGAGCAAGCGACUAUGCCGAUGACCUUUUCGACAGUCUAGGACUGCUUUCUGCUGACGACUUCCUGGACAAGGAAAUGGACCGAGACGCACUGUUGCUGGAUUAUGAUGACUCUCUCUUGGAUGAUGAAGAAGACUUAUUCUUCCCUGGUGAUCCGGCAGAUAGUCGCUUCUGUCUCCCGGAUGGCUGCAUACCUUCGGCUGGUCGACGUCACGAUGGACGUGUCAGCGGCAUCUCGAGCCUCAGAGAGGAGAAGUCUCUCAGAGAACUGGAGAAAGACGAAGAAGACGCGACGACGUGGGCCGUUGUGCGACAGAUGAUGGGCUCUCUUGGAGUGAGAGACUGGGCGGGGUUUCUCCAGAUUCAGGCGGAGUUCUGGUUGUACAGUUCAGCGCACCGCCAGGCCUUGAUUACUGCCACGGCUGCCGAACGGUUCCUGCGAGAGGAAGAAGGCAAGAAGGCCGGGGGGGCUGAGGCGCGAAAAGCGCGAGAGACUUUGAGGCAAGAAGUGGAGAGAAAUGAAAGUGCCAGAGCUGUUCAGACGGCAGGAGCGUGCGACCAGGGGGAUCCCCAGGCACGUGCCGCAACGCCGGUGCAUUCGCGUGCGGAUAUGACGCCUGCAUUGGCCGUAAAGACGGUCGCUGCAUGCGCGCUUCGGCAGUUUGACAGAAGCGGUGAAUAUCUGCGGCAACUGCGUGCUCGAGAUCUCGCCGUUCUCUCCGAACCUCUCCAGGCCUAUCUGGAAGAGGCGGUUCACUUCCUAGCUGAAAAUACAAACCCCAGCUUCCCUUCGGCUACUCCCCCGGUCCCCCGCGUCUAA